AAAAACUAUCAUUCCAGGAUUGUCUAGCUGAUUGUCGAGUUGAUUGACAGGCUAUGUCUGUAUAUAAAAGGUGAUUGGCUCUUUUACCUGUAAGGCGUUCCAAUUUGUUUCUUCUAUUUAUUUUAAUAGAAGUGGUCCGUCUCUGCUAAAUUAUCUUUGGUGUUGCUUCGCUUACCUUGAAGGCUUUCUGAUAGAAGGGCUCUGGUGUCAUCAUGAAGCAUUUCCUGUUGCGGUCGCGUUGCUCACAAGGACACAUAACAAACCUGUCGGAAUAAUGUUGUCUUUCACACCAGAGUCUUCCAUAAGUUUCCGAAAAAUAUAAUGCAAACAUACAGUCAGGAUCUGAGUAAUGGACUCGAGAAUGUCCCCGUUUUGAUUGAGAGCAGUGUUCCCAAAGAAGCUUUUACCAACUUUCAGUAUGUACCAGAGAAUGUACAAGGGCCAGGCUGUGACCUUGAUCCUAGUGCGGUGACCCUCCCCGGCUGCUCUUGUCAUUCCCAGUCCUGUCUGCUCGACAGAUGCCCCUGUUUGAGAUUUGGCCAGACGUACAACAAUGAUGGACUUCUGAACCAGCAACAAGAGGAGGGUGGCUACAGCAGGCCUGUGUUUGAGUGCAAUGCCUUAUGUGCGUGCAGUGAGUCCUGCCAAAACCGUGUGGUUCAAAAUGGGAUCAAGGUUCGCCUGGGUGUCUUCAGCACCAAAGACAGGGGCUUGGGGGUGGAGACUUUAGAGCGCCUCCCUUGUGGCCGCUUUGUGUGCGAGUACACAGGGGAAAUCAUCGGGCCUGAUGAGGCUCGAAGCCGCCAGCUCUCCCAGACUCCCGAUGAUAUGAAUUACAUCAUUGCUGUUCAGGAGCACAGUGGAGGAGACAGGGUCACCCAGAUGUUUGUAGACCCUGUGUGCAUGGGAAAUGUGGGCAGGUUCAUGAACCACUCGUGCCAGCCCAACCUGGUCAUGGUGCCGGUACGAGUGCACUCACUGUUGCCCAGACUUGCUCUGUUUACGAACCGAAAGAUAGAGCAGGGUGAAGAACUGACCUUUGACUAUGCUGGAGGACUCCUCAGCAGCACAGACACACAGAAAUGGGAUAAAGUGCCAAGCGAGACUCAGAAAGGGCCUGAUGGUGGAAAACUGCUUCAAAGAAAAGCCUGUUAUUGUGGGGCUUCAAACUGCUCAGGUUUUUUACCAUUAGAUAUCUCAGUUCUCAAUUAAAAAACAUUGUAAAUCUGCCCUGACUUUGGAUUUUCUCUAUUUAGUUUAGAGGGAUAGUUCACCUAAAAAUGAAAAUUCUCUAAUCAUUUACUCACUCUCAUGCCAUCCCAGAUUUGUAUGACUUUAUUUCAUCUGUAGAACACGAACAAAGAUUUUUAGAAGAAUAUUUCAGCUCUGUUGGUCCAUUCGAUGCAAGUGAAUGGUGUCCAGAACUCCAGAAUGUCCAAAAAGGACAUAAAGGCAGCAUUUAAGUAAUUCAGACGACUCAAGUGGUUAAAUCCAUGUCUUCAGAAGCGAUAUGAUAGGUGUGGGUCCUUUUGUACUAUAGGAUCUCCGCUUUCACGUUCACAUUCUUUUGUUUUUUGGUGAUUUGUAUUCUUCAUGCAUAUUGCCACCUACUGAGCAGAGAGAAGAAUUUAUAGUAACAAAGGACUUAAAUAUUGAUCUGUUUCUCACCCACACCUUUCAUAUCGCUUUUGAAGGCAUGGAUUAAACCACUGGAGUUGUCUGAAUUACUUAAAUGCUGCCUUUUUGUCCUUUUUUGGAGCUAUCAAAUUUCUGGCCACUUGUAUAGACCUACAGAGCUGAGAUGUUCUUUUAAAAAUCUUCAUUUGUGUUCAGCAGAAGAAAGAAAGUCAUGCACAUCUGGGAUGGCAUGAGGGUGAGUAAAUGAUAAGAGAAUUUUUAUUUUUGGGUGAACUUUUCCUUUAUGACCACAUCCACACUAAUCUAUAAUCCAAAGUCUGAAACCUCCGUUUUCAAGAUUCCAAAUGUCAUAAUGUUCCAAAGUUUGCGGUUAUGGAGAGCAUUUAAAAAAAGUCAAAAUUUUUGGUGGAGGGAAAUGCCAUUUCAUUGAAAUGAAAAUUGGAUUAGUUGAUGUCUACUUCAUAUAAUGCCACUGGAUAUUUAGCUCAAUCGAAAGCAUUUGUGACAAAAAAUAAUUUUUGACUCAACCAUGGCAUAAUGUUGAUUACCACAAAAAUUAAUUUAGACUUGUCUGUCCUUUUCUUGAUAAAAAGCAAAAAUUGAGGUUACAGUACUUACAAUGGAAGUGAAUGGGGCCAAUUUUUGGAGGGUUUUCAAGACAGAAAUGUGAAGCUUAUAAUUUUAUAAAAUCACACAUCAAUUCUUCUUUUAAAACAUGGGUAUUAUUUGAGGUGUAAAUAAUGUUUAAACUGUCAUUUUUAAUUAACAGUCAUUUUAGGAUUUUAAGGUUUAGGGCAUUUUGAGAAUGAAGUUGUAAAUUUGGAUAUAAGUUUACACAGAAAAGGUUAGUGAGUUAGUGAAUUUUUUUCACUCUAAAAUCAUAUUAACAUGGAUAUUGUUUACAUCUUGUGUCUAUACUUUUGAAACAGUGACUAUUUUAACAUUUACAGAUUUCCCCAUUCACUUCCAUUGUAAGUUCCUCACUGUAACCCAGAAUUUUGCUUUUUAAAAGAAAUGGAGGGACAAAUUAAUAUUAAUAAAAUUUUGUGGUAAUCAAUAUGCCACAAAUUCUGUUGAUUGAUCUUCACUUGUAUUAAACCUGGAAUAUGUGUGACUCAGAGAAAAUCAUAUGUUUGACCAGUGUUAUUCAAAUUUCUGUGAUUUUAAACCAUUGAGGAGGGCAAAUGCUUGUUGCCUUAAUGUGUAUAUGGGCAGAUGACAUGAAAUACUUUUAGAUAGGUCUUGCUUUACUCCAUCUAAACUAUUUUAACCAUUAUUUUGCUGAUUCUUUACAAUUAUAAUGCAUGCAGCUUUUAUGAGCUCAUAUUAAUUGAGACUACAUGAAAUAUUUGUAUGUUUAAAAAUGUAUUUACCAAAAUGAAGGACCAUUUUAAAUGAACUAAUGAUGUAAAAAAAAAAAAAAAAAAGUGAAAAUUUUAAAAGAAAUGGUGUCCAGUCACAUGGCCUAAGAGAUGGUCCCUUAUACAUUUACUUCAAUUUUAAUGUUGAUUUAAUUGAUUAAAUGACUAUGGAUA
Myxocyprinus asiaticus (Chinese sucker) is the source of this 3173-nucleotide messenger RNA. RefSeq names its product histone-lysine N-methyltransferase SETMAR-like. Gene Ontology annotation, molecular function: histone H3K9 methyltransferase activity; zinc ion binding; protein binding. Bases 322 to 1212 code for a protein of 296 amino acids. The transcript is spliced from 2 exons. The record is from RefSeq and is a predicted model, not a curated record. NCBI's taxonomy places the organism in Eukaryota, Metazoa, Chordata, Actinopteri, Cypriniformes, Catostomidae. Gene Ontology annotation, cellular component: nucleus.